AUGGAUCCUGGCAAGCUUUUUAUUGGGGGUAUUUCGUGGGACACAGAUGAAGAUCGACUUAAACAGUAUUUUCAAACCUAUGGAGAAGUGGUGGAGGUGAUGAUCAUGAGGGAUCGGAACACUGGCCGUGCUCGUGGCUUCGGUUUCGUCGUGUUUUCUGACCCUGUUGUUGCAGCUAGAGUUGUAUUGGAGAAGCAUGUUAUUGAUGGAAGAACUGUUGAAGCAAAGAAGGCUGUUCCUCGAGACGAUCAGAACAUUUUGAGCAGGAACAAUACCGGUAUCCUUGGGUCACCUGGCCCGACUCGCACAAAGAAGAUAUUUGUAGGGGGUUUGGCAUCAACGGUUACGGAGAGUGACUUCAAAAAAUAUUUUGAUCAGUUUGGAACGAUCACAGAUGCCGUGGUGAUGUAUGAUCACAAUACUCAGAGACCGAGAGGCUUUGGAUUUAUCACGUACGAGUCGGAGGAAUCGGUGGAGAAAGUGUUAUACAAAACAUUUCAUGAACUCAAUGGUAAAAUGGUUGAGGUUAAGAGAGCUGUUCCAAAAGAAUUAUCACCAGUGCCAAAUCGAAAUCAAUUAGGUGCAUACCCUUACAGUUUUGGUAGAGUUGGUAGCUAUUUAAGUGGUUAUAAUCAAGGAUAUAACACAACCUCAGUUGGGGGAUAUGGACUGAGAUCUGAUGGUAGGUUUAGUCCUGUUACGGUCGGUCGGGGUGGGCUGUCUCCAAUUAGUCCUGGUUAUGGAAUAGGUCUAAAUCUCGACGCAGGGUUGAACCUGAACUAUGGGACCGGUCCCAAUGGCAGUUCUAACCUCAUUUACGGACGGGUAAUGAGUUCUUCCUAUGGUGGAAAUUUAAAUAGGUAUGGUAGUCCAAGCCCCAUGGUAUAUGGCGGAGGCAGUGGAGGUAAUGGUUCUAUUUUAAGCUCGUCGGUUCAGAAUCUGUGGGGAAAUGUCGGUAACUCGGCUGGUACGAAUGCCUCGCACCUGAGGACGUUUCCUGGCUCUGGUGGUGUGCAUACGGGAACGAGUUCAUUGAACGGUAUUGGAGGGCUUUGGGGUGUAGGUCAUGGCGAAAACGCAGGUUCUUCUCCAUUCAAUGGUGCUGGUAAUGUCGAGUUUGGAAACGGAGGAAGCGUUGUAGGUUAUGGUAGAAGCAUUAGAAGCAAUGUUUCUUCAGCUUCUUUGUACUCUGCACCAAAUAUUUAUGAUGAAGUUCAUGGGAAUAAUGAAGAAGGAAACUCAUUUUAUGGGCAUUCAAGUUGGCAGUCAUUGCCCACAGAGCUUGAGGAUUCUUCCUCAAUUGGGUUUGGGCUUGGCAAUGCUGCUUCAGAUGUUAUUAGUAGAAACAAUGCUUCUGGUUAUACUGUUGGAUAUGGUGUUUCUAAUACACAGUCGAAUAGAGGAAUUGCUGCUNCGAGGGCUUGGGAGUUAGCAAACUCUCUAUAA
Cucurbita pepo subsp. pepo (vegetable marrow) is the source of this 1446-nucleotide messenger RNA. Its product is annotated as heterogeneous nuclear ribonucleoprotein 1. Gene Ontology annotation, biological process: regulation of translation. Lineage: Eukaryota; Viridiplantae; Streptophyta; Magnoliopsida; Cucurbitales; Cucurbitaceae. The record is from RefSeq and is a predicted model, not a curated record. Gene Ontology annotation, molecular function: mRNA binding.